UAAAUGAAGCUAUUACCAAAAGCAGAAAAUAGUUGCCGCAGGCGUGGGUGUCUGUAUCAGAGGGAGUUGGUAGAGUAUUUAUCUCGAGGAAGGGCGGGGACAGCUGAAGUAAGACUUUUGCCUUAUUAUUGGUUUAGAUUUAAGGAAGGAAGUCACACGGAACAACCCACCUUGCAACUAUCUGCCAUGGUUGAGGUGGAAGCUUAGUUGGGCUUAACUUGGUGAUUGUUUUCUUUCAUAUUUGAAAGGAAAGCUACUCUCUUGGAAGAAGUCCCCAAGCCUGGCAUCCUUAAGCUGAAGGCGAUGUUUUAUUACCGACACUGUUUUUGAAAGCCAGAGGAACUGUGGCCUCCCACUCCACCAAAAGCGUGGGUGUUGGGCCGCCCAGGUGCCAGAGGUGGUGGGAGACCCAACCGGUGGCUCCUCACUGCACGUCUCUAAUCAUGUAAAAUACAGCAUAUGGGGGUAAGGUGGCGCGCCCUGGGCUCCCACUCUCUGGAACUCCUCUCCCAGACACUGGGGCCACUGUCGCCACUGCUGAGACUUAGCAGUUUUAUGACUUUCUCGGAUUAAAAUGGAAAUUUCUUGACGGAGGGAACUGAGUUCAUUCUCCCAGCCUUGGCUGUCAGGCGGAGCCCCGGGCAACUCGCUCACCGCCGAGAAGCCACUUUGGAGUUUCACGCCCCCCCCUCCACCCCACCCCUGGGAUGGGAAGGAUGUUCAGUUACUCGCGGGCAUGCUGUCGGAUGCUAGGAUGGAAAGUCACAGCCUGCAGGCUGGAGUGAGCCGAGGGAAGCCGGGUCCCUGACUGGCGGACUAGGCAACAGUUUCUUUCGAUUGUGCCCACUGAAAUACCGAAGACUUGCUCCCUGCGCGGGAACCCAGGCGCCACUGCCCGGAGCGCUGCCCCGAUCUCCUCCAACGGGCUAGCUAGUACCUGGAGGGCAGGUCAGGGCAGUUCCAGUUCACACCCCCUGAAGAAGGAUGUCAGGACUUGGCACGGCGGCGGCUUAGCGGCGGGUGAGCGCAGCGACCUGCAUCUCCAGUUUCUCCACAGGGCACACGGCAGACUUAACCUUCCGGACAGCUCCAGAUCCCUGGGGAGAACCAAAUCAAACUCCUGCCCCGGAGAUUGGCUCAGGAGGCCCGUUCUCCGUGGGGGGAGGGGGAAGACAGUCUGGGCGUGGGGAGUGGAAGGAGAGAAGAAAGGGGGAGCCUGCGGUCGGGUGUGCGCGCGUGGGAGCGCGCCUAGGAGCGCCCCUCACACCCCCGCUCCAGGCCUGGGGCCGCUUCGGGAAGGAGGGAGUGGUAGCCACGGGAAUGAGAGGGAGCAAGAUAAACCUUCUCAAAGUGACGCCCCAAACACUUCGGAUUUCGAAUUCGAAGCUAAAGGCUGCUAGAAAUUGAGACUCUUCGGCCUCCUCCGCACACCCCCCUCGGCCCCCGCCCCAAAGACCCGGUGGUUUGCUGGCUGCCUGCUUCCCGCCCCCGGCUCGGAGGUCUCUGGCACGCGGGCGCCCCGUCGGCCGCCGGCUUCCUCCUUCAAACCCGCCGGCGCACAUGAGGCCACUGCCCCCGCCGCAGGCGCUGGCACCCCCCUCCCGGUGCCCGUGGUGAUGCCAUGCCCCGCCACCACGCGGGAGGAGAGGAGGGCGGCGCCGCCGGGCUCUGGGUGAAGAGCAGCGCGGUGGCCGCGGCGGGCGGGGGGCGCCUGGGCAGCGGCAUGAAGGAUGUGGAGUCCGGCCGGGGCAGAGUGCUGCUGAACUCCGCGGCCGCCAGGGGCGACGGCCUGCUGUUGCUGGGCACCCGCGCGGCCGCGCUCGGCGGCGGCGGCGGCCUGAGGGAGAGCCGCCGGGGCAAGCAGGGGGCCCGGAUGAGCCUGCUGGGGAAGCCGCUCUCCUACACUAGUAGCCAGAGCUGCCGGCGAAACGUCAAGUACCGGCGAGUGCAGAACUAUCUCUACAACGUGCUGGAAAGACCCCGCGGCUGGGCGUUCAUCUACCACGCAUUCGUUUUCCUCCUUGUCUUUGGUUGCUUGAUUUUGUCCGUGUUUUCUACCAUCCCUGAGCACACGAAAUUGGCCUCAAGUUGCCUCUUAAUUCUGGAGUUCGUGAUGAUUGUCGUCUUUGGCUUGGAGUUCAUCAUUCGAAUCUGGUCGGCAGGUUGCUGUUGUCGGUAUAGAGGAUGGCAAGGAAGACUGAGGUUUGCCCGAAAGCCCUUCUGUGUUAUAGAUACCAUUGUUCUUAUUGCUUCAAUAGCAGUUGUUUCAGCAAAAACUCAGGGUAAUAUUUUCGCCACGUCUGCACUCAGAAGUCUCCGUUUCCUACAGAUCCUCCGUAUGGUGCGCAUGGACCGGAGAGGAGGCACUUGGAAAUUACUAGGUUCGGUAGUUUAUGCACACAGCAAGGAAUUAAUCACAGCUUGGUACAUAGGAUUUUUGGUUCUUAUAUUUUCAUCUUUCCUUGUCUAUCUGGUGGAAAAGGAUGCAAAUAAGGAGUUUUCUACAUAUGCAGAUGCUCUCUGGUGGGGCACAAUUACAUUGACCACUAUUGGCUAUGGAGACAAAACUCCCCUAACUUGGCUGGGAAGAUUGCUUUCCGCGGGCUUUGCACUCCUUGGCAUUUCUUUCUUUGCACUUCCUGCCGGCAUUCUUGGCUCAGGUUUUGCAUUAAAAGUACAGGAACAGCACCGCCAGAAACACUUCGAGAAAAGAAGGAAUCCAGCUGCCAACCUCAUUCAGUGUGUUUGGCGUAGUUAUGCAGCUGAUGAGAAAUCUGUUUCCAUUGCAACCUGGAAGCCACACUUGAAGGCCUUGCACACCUGCAGCCCCACCAAGAAAGAACAAGGGGAAGCAUCAAGCAGUCAGAAGCUAAGUUUUAAGGAGCGAGUGCGCAUGGCUAGCCCGAGGGGCCAGAGUAUUAAGAGCAGACAAGCUUCAGUAGGUGACAGGAGGUCCCCAAGCACCGACAUCACAGCCGAGGGCAGCCCCACCAAAGUACAGAAGAGCUGGAGCUUCAAUGACCGCACCCGCUUCCGGCCCUCGCUACGCCUCAAAAGUUCUCAGCCAAAACCAGUGAUAGAUGCUGACACCGCACUUGGCACUGAUGAUGUAUAUGAUGAAAAAGGAUGCCAGUGUGAUGUAUCAGUCGAAGAUCUCACCCCACCGCUUAAAACUGUCAUUAGAGCUAUCAGAAUUAUGAAAUUUCAUGUGGCCAAACGGAAAUUUAAGGAAACAUUACGCCCAUAUGAUGUAAAAGAUGUCAUUGAACAAUAUUCUGCUGGUCACCUGGACAUGCUAUGUAGAAUUAAAAGCCUUCAAACACGUGUUGAUCAAAUUCUUGGAAAAGGGCAAAUCACAUCAGAUAAGAAGAGCCGAGAAAAAAUAACGGCAGAACAUGAGACCACAGAUGACCUCAGUAUGCUCGGCCGGGUGGUCAAAGUUGAAAAACAGGUCCAGUCCAUUGAGUCCAAGCUGGACUGCCUGCUAGACAUCUACCAACAGGUCCUCCGGAAAGGCUCUGCCUCAGCCCUCACUUUGGCUUCAUUCCAGAUCCCAUCUUUUGAAUGUGAACAGACAUCUGAUUAUCAAAGCCCUGUGGACAGCAAAGACCUGUCCAGUUCGGCGCAGAACAGUGGCUGCCUAACCAGAUCAGCUAGUGCCAACAUCUCCCGAGGCCUGCAGUUCAUUCUGACGCCAAAUGAAUUCAGCGCUCAGACUUUCUAUGCGCUUAGCCCUACUAUGCACAGUCAAGCAACCCAGGUGCCAAUGAGUCAAAGUGAUGGCUCCGCAGUGGCGGCCACCAGCAACAUUGCAAACCAAAUAAAUGUGGCACCCAAGCCAGCAGCCCCAACAACUUUACAGAUCCCGCCUCCUCUCCCAGCCAUCAAGCAUCUGACCAGGCCAGAGACUCUGCACCCAAACCCCGCAGGCUUACAGGAAAGCAUUGCUGACGUCACCACCUGCCUUGUUGCCUCCAAGGAAAAUGUUCAGGUUGCACAGUCAGAUCUGACAAAGGACCGUUCCCUGCGGAAAAGCUUUGACAUGGGAGGAGAAACUCUGUUGUCUGUCCAUCCCAUGGUGCCCAAGGACUUGGGCAAAUCUUUGUCUGUACAAAACCUGAUUAGGUCGACAGAGGAACUGAAUUUACAGCUUUCAGGGAGUGAGUCAAGUGGCUCCAGAGGCAGCCAAGAUUUUUACCCCAAGUGGAGGGAAUCCAAAUUGUUUAUAACUGAUGAAGAGGUGGGUCCCGAAGAGGUAGAGACAGACACUUUUGAUGCCACCCUGCAGCCAGCCAGGGAAGCUGCUUUUGCAUCAGACUCUCUAAGGACUGGAAGAUCCCGAUCAUCUCAGAGCAUUUGUAAAGCAGGAGAAAGUACAGACGCCCUCAGCUUGCCUCAUGUCAAACUGAAAUAAGCUCUUUGUUUUCUUUCUAGGCAUAGCAGUUCCUUUAGCCAUACAUAUCAUUGCAUGAACUCUUUUGAAAGCCCUCCUAAAAAGUUGAAAUUGCAAGAAUCAGGAAGAACAUGAAAGGCAGUUUAUAAGCCCGUUAUCUUUUAAUUGCAUGAAAAUGCAUGUUUAGGGAUGGCUGAAAUUCCGAGGUGCAUCGACAUUAACCCACUCAUUUAGUAAUGUACCUUGAGUUUAAAAUCAUCAGAAACCAAACACUGCUAAUGCUAUGGGGUAUAUGAAAACGUCAAGAUUAGGUGAUUUACAAGUUUCAACACUGUACUUUGAAAUUGUGGAAGAAAACACUUUCAAAUUUCAGGCAUUUCUGCUUUGUAACUAAAUACGAAAUACAUUUUCAAAAUUAGGCCAUAAUGUGUAUUUAAACAUAAUGGCUCUCAAUAGCUGCUAACAAGGUAUCAAGUAAAACAGAAUUUGGGAAUAACAGAAAUGGCUGCUUAUUUCAAGAUAUAUUUGCCAACCCAUUUCUAUUCAGUCAUUUUAUUAUUAAUGUAAUUUAAGUGUCAGUUUGUACGCUUUUGGUGAUUUAGCGCUGUGGCAAGCAAUUUUGCACAUUAUUUUCAUGUUGUUCUUUAUGACAAGAAUGUUUUUCAUUUAGAAAAUGUGCAAAUAAUGAAAUUCAGGACCAGCAGGGCAAAUAGACUCACUAUCUGACAUAUUUGACUUUAUGGAAACAUAUUCCCUGAUGGCAGAUUCAACUCUAUAUGAGUAGUCAGCUUCUAUACACAUGCAUGAAACACUGAUGAGUAGAAUAGCCAGUGUGACUGGGCAUCUCUGCAAUGGCACCAACCCCAGGUUUGCCAAUCCUGGCCACGUGAAGGGCAAGUGUGAGGAGCUAUUGCCAUUUAGCCGACACACAGGUAGGACCCUGGGGAAGGGGACAGUUAAGUGGAACUGAGAGAAAAAAAAAUGCUUAAAAAGAAGCCAGAAAUAACACCAGGAAGUAGACAAUGUUCAGAAAAUUACUUCUCCCUUAAAAGGCAGUGAGAGGGAAGGAGAGAAACAAACCAAAAUAAAAGAAAUCAAUUUUUUGGAUAAUGAGUAUUGCUAGGGAAUUCAACUGCCUAAGCAUCUCUUAUUCUUAUAUAGAAACAGAGAAUUUUGCAAGUUAUUUAUUUUUUAAUAUACCCUGAAUGUCUUUUGCUAUUAUGUAUUACAUUUUUGCAUAUGAAAGGCUAAAACUAAAGGUUCCUUUACUUUUUAUACUGUAGUAAACACUUUGUAUUGUCCCUGAGAAUGUUGUCCCAAAUCUGAAAUUACCAGUUUGGUUUCCUUGUAUAAACAUUCACAAUUAAGAAGCCAGAUAGCACUGCCGGGUCUGCUGAUCACCACACUUUAUAAUAUAUCAGUGCAGCAAAAAGAUCAAGGAAAGGAAAUUUAAAAUGCAUUUAACAGAAAGUGAAAAAUGGCCAGGUGCUGUGGCACACCGUAUUCCCAGCAACUCAAGAGGCUGAGGCAGGAGGGUCGAAAGUUCCAGGCCAGCCUCAGCAAUUUAGUGUGGCCCUAAGCACCUUAGUGAGACCCUGUCUCAAAAUAAAAAAAAAUUAAAAUAACUAGAGAUGAGGCUCAGUUGUAAAGUGCCUCUGGGUUCAAUUCCCAGUACAAAAAAAGAAAGAAAGAAAGAAAUGCAGGCUGGUUUUUAGAAACCUAGCUCUCUCAGAUGGUCGGAACCUGGGCCAAAGGCAAAGAGAGGUAAAAGAACAUUUCAAAUCAGUUAAACUCAAGAACGGAAAGGAAGAGCUUUUCCCUUGGCAAACCUCUGAGCUGCCUCCAGGCAAACUUCUCCAGCAGCCAGGGAAAAUGACCAGGAAUAGUAACUGGCCAUUCAAAGAAAAGAGGCCCUGAAAUCCAGCAAUCCUUCCCAAGUCGCCCCUAGCAGAAGCUUCUCUAUCACUGACUAUCUUUUCUUCUUCCUGGAUUGCUUAUUUAUUCCUACCACUAUUUUGCUUUGAAAUUUCACUACGCCUUACCCAGCACCCAUCCCCAAGUAAACCAGUUCUGCUCUCUACCUAAAAAUGCUUUUCAACAUUUUUAAAAUUUUUGUCCCUUUUGAUAAACACUGAAAUUUUAAAAGCUUCCUCUUCUCACCCCACUUGGAUCCUAAUACAAUCCCUUGGAGUGUAUCAUUCAGAAACUUCUUGGCUACUGGAGAUACCCAGAAGAUAGAAUCUAAAUUUUACACUCCAGUUAAAAAUAUUUUGUCAAGCUUUGAAGGUUAUUAUUUUCAUUUUCCAAACAUAGAAUGUUAGUCAAUUAUUAAAUGCAAAUUUUCAUCUACCCUUGUCUCUACUCAACCUGAAAUUCUGACAUAUCUUCCCAAGGACAUUGCACACACACACACCCAUCCACAGACCUAAAGCCAGACACCUGCCCUGUACUCAGCAGAUUCUCUCCAAAUAUUAGCAGAGGAAGAAGAGGGAGGCAGAACCUUUCAGGUAGCACUGAUUCUUGGACAUACUCUGUCCCAGGUUGAACCCCACUGGCAGCAGGAAUUCUGAAUGUAUCAGGGACCCCUUCUUAGGCCUUCUUAGGCCUCGAACACAGAACAGUUGAUCCAGCAUUGCUAAAGACUGAAGAUUCAGAAACAAUGCCUAAACACAUCACUGAGGUCUUAAUCAUAGCAAAAUGUGAUAAAUUAUAUUGUGGAAAACUUUUAUGCAUCGAAGCCAUGACCAUUUUGUCUAUCUUACUCUCGCACAAAGAAAAAAUCUCUUGGAUGUUAAGAUAGUUGUAUAAUGUGAAAACUGUAGAUUGUCUGUUGUGUCACUCUAUGGAAAUGAGAAGGGUCUCCCAUUUACACUUAGCAAAACCCCAUUGGUCAAUCCCAAAUGGUGUCUUGAAGCACAAUUUUGCUGAGUACUGAGUAGCCACAAGCUUUCUCAGUUCAGGUUUGUCAGCCUUCUUCAACAUGUAGGCUUGAUCAAGCUAAUAAUUAAUUGCAAAUAUCCCAUGUAUGAUGUUAAUUAAAAAUUUUUGCUAUGUCUUAUCUAAAUGUUUGCAUUUUGUUCAAUUAAAUUGAUAUCUGUAGAUUGCAAGUUUUGUUUAAAGUAAGACACUUUCCUCAGUUUUUAAGUCAUUAUCUCUUAUUCUAAGGUGCCUUUCUCACCUCCCACUGACUCAGUGAUUUCGAAAGUUCUUAAUUUGAAAGUCAAACAAGCCUAAUAAUGAGAAGGAAAUCAGGCACUAAGUGAUUAUGUCUCCUACCCAUAUGAAAAGCAAACCGCAAAGAAUGAAGAAACCUGGGCGACUAAAUAUAUGGAUCACUUCAUUCAAUCACAUUGAGGAAAUAUUGCAGAUAUUAACUUAACUCCCCAGAAGCUGAUAUUUUUUGCCUUAAAUGACAUGGUUGUGUUUUUGUAAGAGAAACUUAAUAUAAUUAUGUGCAUUUAAGUGAGCAAUUCUAAAAGUCAUGUACGACAAUGCAAUUGUCUGUUUCCUGAAAACAAAUAAAUCAGGAAUAUGGUAUCCAUUUCAAGCUAUCAUUAAAAUGUAAUUUCCUUUGCUCUCUU
This is a messenger RNA of Marmota monax (woodchuck), 7974 nucleotides long. It is a transcript of the gene Kcnq5, whose product is annotated as potassium voltage-gated channel subfamily Q member 5. Gene Ontology annotation, cellular component: membrane. Gene Ontology annotation, molecular function: voltage-gated potassium channel activity. The transcript is spliced from 14 exons. The record is from RefSeq and is a predicted model, not a curated record. Gene Ontology annotation, biological process: potassium ion transport; transmembrane transport. NCBI's taxonomy places the organism in Eukaryota, Metazoa, Chordata, Mammalia, Rodentia, Sciuridae. The coding region runs from base 1622 to 4414 and encodes 930 amino acids.